Messenger RNA from Cephus cinctus (wheat stem sawfly), 3149 nucleotides. Its product is annotated as glutamyl aminopeptidase. The record is from RefSeq and is a predicted model, not a curated record. Bases 163 to 3054 code for a protein of 963 amino acids. Gene Ontology annotation, biological process: proteolysis; peptide catabolic process. Gene Ontology annotation, molecular function: peptide binding; zinc ion binding; metalloaminopeptidase activity. The transcript has 17 exons. Gene Ontology annotation, cellular component: cytoplasm. Lineage: Eukaryota; Metazoa; Arthropoda; Insecta; Hymenoptera; Cephidae.
CCGAGUCAAAUAAACUAUCAGUUUAUUUCGCCCGAUUCACUAACAGAUGUACCCAGCGUCCAUAAAUUGAUUUCAUGGCAUAAUAAGUCAAAUGGAUCCACUAGAUCAUUUCACACAUAUCUCUUUAACUUAUACCUGUUGAUUUAGACAUUCUCUAUGUAAAUGCGUAAAAAGGAUGAUGAAGUCAGAAGCGAAAAAUUUUUUAAGUUAUUUUUCUACUUCGUUUUUUAUUUAAUCACUGUGACGUCUUUUUCAGUUUCUUGUAGAGUUAACCUUAUUAUGGAAGCCUAUAUCCUAAUUGUAUUAUUUUUCACGAUUAUAAUGGUCGUCACGAAUUCGCAAAAUGAGAUUGUAUCACGAGUGAAUGAGACAUUUUUAAAUGAAAUUAAAAACCGUCUACCUAAAGACGUUAUACCAAGCAAAUAUAUUAUUGCUAUUUCGCCAGAUUUCGUAAAGGAUGAAUUUCAUGGCGCCAUUCAGAUAGAUUUUGAGGUUUUGGAAAACAGAGACCACGUAAUUUUACAUGGAAAAAAUUUAACCAUCACCUCAAGUAAACUGUACAGAUAUAAAUUAAGAGAUGAAAAGGAGAAAAUUCCCAUAAAAACAAUCUGCACCGUUGAUAAAUAUGAAAUAAUUAUUCUCAAUCUGUACGAAUCGAUUCAAGGAAAAUAUUCAUUGAGGAUGAACUUCAGUGGAUCGUUAAUCGAUAAAAUAAAUGGCUUUUAUCUCAGCACCUAUCAAAAUCAAAACAACAGUUCCUUAAGGAAAAUGGCUGUUACCCAAUUCGAGCCGGUUUACGCAAGAAAAACAUUUCCCUGCUUUGACGAACCAAACUUCAAGUCGAUAUUUCACAUGAGAAUUGUUUACAACUCAAAAAAUGGAUAUCACGCGCUUUCAAAUAUGCCUGCCGUAAAAGUAGAACAUCCCAUGAAUAACUCAGACUUGACCAUAACAACAUUCGCAGCCUCGUUACCGAUGUCCACGUAUCUCCUAGCCUUCAUCGUCAGCGACCUGAUCUGCUCAACGAGUUCCGUCAAGAGUCUAGACGGUCGCAGUAUACCUAUCAGCAUCUACAGCAAGUCCAAUGACAGAAAUAAAAUUCAAUUGGCUCUGACAGUCUCUGCGAAAGCAAUGCAAUUUUAUGGGACUCUUUUCGGAAUUGAUUAUCCAUUGCCAAAAAUUGAUUUAGUAGCCGUGCCGGAUUUCGCUGCUGGCGCCAUGGAAAAUUGGGGUCUGAUUACUUUUCGAGAAAGUCAAUUAUUUUUUAACGAAAACCACAGUUCCUGCGCCAAUAUGAAAAGCGUCGCUCUCACGAUAUCCCACGAGUUGGCACACAUGUGGUUUGGGAAUUUGGUCACCUUGAAAUGGUGGGAAGAUCUUUGGCUGAACGAAGGUUUUGCUACGUAUAUGGAACACUUGGCAGUGGAUUAUAUAUUCCCAGAAUGGCGUCAGAGAGACGCAUUCAUUCUCGAUACCAAAUACGUCACUAUGAAACACGAUUCUAAGAUCAGUUCACAUCCAGUCGUACAUAGAUCCGAGAAUUCGGAUGAAAUAGGCGAAAUGUUCGAUCGUAUCUCUUAUCAAAAGGGUGCAGCCAUUAUUAGAAUGCUGGAAGACGCCAUGGGUGAUUACAAGUUUAUCUGUGGCAUAAAAAAUUAUCUGAAGACUUAUAUGUAUGGAAAUGCUGAAACUUGUCAGCUUUUUCAAAUAUUGCAGAAAUACUUUAGACCGGAUAUUGAUGUAGUCAAGUUCAUGAGUAGUUGGACCAACUAUCCUGGAUUUCCGGUUAUAAGUGUUCACUGUCAUGGCGACUCUCUGAGACUUACUCAAAAACGUUAUAUCUCUGGUAGCAGUGAAAACAUUGACUCCAAACAAAGCUGGGAUAUUCCUAUAAAAUAUAUAACUAGCAGAGAAGAUAGUGUACAGUUUGGUUGGUUCUUAGGAAAUUCCUCUUGCGUGGAACUAGCACUAGAGGCGCCAGUGCGUUGGAUUAAAUUGAAUCAUCAAUCUGUUGGCUAUUAUAUUGUGAAUUAUACAUUGGAUGCUUGGAAAAUGUUCAGUCAUUUACUUAUUGAAGAUUUUGAGAUUCUAGAUCCUCUCGACAGGGCGGACUUGCUUCACGAUGCUUUUCUACUGGCUGAUUCAAAUGAUCUUUGCUACUGUGCUGUACUAAACCUAACGACUUAUCUGACCAAUGAAAAUGCUCUUCAGCCCUGGACGGUGGCUGCCAACUGGUUGCAUCAAACAGACAAAUUAUUAUCAGGAACAAAACUGUAUCUGCACUUCCAGUGUUAUGCACAAACAUUGCUCGACACCAUUUACAAAAAAGUUGGCUGGAAGGUGGAGAAAAAUGAAUCAAUGACGCGCAGAGAGUUACGUGUAGUCAUUUUGAAAAGUGCUUGCACAGUUGGUCAUAAAGAUUGUCUGGCAGUUGCAAAAACAAGGCUUAAGGAUUUCAUUGCAAGUGGUGGCGCCACCAAACCACAUGCAGACUUGCGAUCUAUCGUUUAUUCCUUUGGCCUGAUUUCGCUUGGCAGCGAAGCUCAAAGCAUCUUUGAGAAGAUGUGGCAUUUGUUUUUGUGCGAGACCGACGUUCAGGAAAAAGAAAAAUUAAUGAUAGGUUUGGCAAGCGUGAGAGACGAGAAUAUUCUCAACAGAUAUUUGAUUAAUGUGACAAACGAGAAUAUUGUACGGAGGCAAAACUUUUUUGAAAUAAUCGUUAAAAUUGCAUCGAAUCCAAUGGGAUUGAAUAUCGUAUGGGAUUUCGUAAGAGAUGAUUGGCAAAAACUUGUGAACAAAUAUACACUGAAUGACUUCUCUAUGGGUCUUGCAGUCGGUUCAAUAGUAUCUUUGUUCAAGGAUAACCAAAAACUGGAAGAGGCCAAAAUCUUCUUCACGAAACAUCCAGAAGCCGGCGCCGGGAGCAAUGCACGUCGCGACGCCCUUGAGGAAGCAGCUAACAGCAUCAAUUGGCUAACCUCAAAUUUACCAAAAAUCCAAAAAUGGAUGCAAACUAAUGAAUUCACGAGGAAUGUAGAAGCAAAAAAGAUUUAAUUGUACCAGACAAUUAUUAACUAAUUAUUACCACCGUAUACUGAGUAUUUGUUUAUUGAUUGAUUAAAAAAAAAUAUAAACUAUAUAUAAUUAAA